AUGGCGGCUUUUCCGCUCUCCCAUGACAUUUUAGCGCAAAUAACCACAGGACGAGGCGUGCCAUGCUGCUGUAUUGUCACUGGGCAUCUUCUUCAGGCCACAGCUCUCGGUACCGGGAACUACUUGGCGCCGACCAUCGGCCUGACACAGCAGCAGCCAUCACCACCAACUGGACAUAAGCGGACAUAUUAAACAAGACUACGGAGUUGACAAGAAGCAGGAAGUGGGGGCUAUAAUUUGUCGACGAACGCCAGUGGGCAAACUGAAGAAGCAGCCAUGUCCAAUGAACGCACGCCCCUCAUCACUUCAGGGGUGUGUGGUCUGACGGUGGCGGCGGCAACAUGCGGCGCCGUAGUGGACACGUCCCCCGACUCCAACUCUGGCACACCGAGUAAAGAGCCCCGAAAGCUUAACACCUUUUUUGGGGUGAUGGUGCCAACGAUCCUCUCAAUGUUCAGCAUCGUACUGUUCCUGCGAACAGGGUUUGUUGUUGGUCAUGCUGGUCUCCUGCAAGGUCUCCUGAUGGUGCUUGUAGCCUACACCAUCAUAAUGCUUACCAUCUUGUCUAUCUGUGCCAUUUCCACCAACGGGGCCAUACAAGGCGGUGGCGCCUACUACAUGAUCAGUCGAUCACUGGGCCCUGAGUUUGGAGGAAGUAUUGGUUUGAUGUUCUUCUUGGCCAAAGUGUUUGCAUGUGGAGAAUAUGUUCUUGGUCUUGUGGAGGCUAUACUUGAUGUCUUUGGCAUGGAUGCUGAAACGUCCGUGUCCGAGGGUGUGCAUGUGCUCCCUCAAGGUUAUUGGUACACCGUGCUCUACUCCUCUGUGGUCCUCCUGCUGUGUCUGAUGGUGUGUCUGGUGGGCGCCCACAUCUACUCCCGCACCGCCUUCGCCAUCCUGCUGCUUGUCACCGUGUCGCUGCUGUCCGUCUUCAUCAGCUCUUUGGCUGUCAGUCCCCUGGAUUUCGUCAUCAGUCACUUGGGUCCUGGCAACCAGACCCUGCAUUACAAUGCUAGCUAUACUGGCUUUAACAUGACCACACUGAAGAACAACCUGGACUCUGGUUACUCAUUGGACUACAGCACCAACACUGUCAUGUCCUUUUCCACCGUGUUUGCUGUCAUGUUCACCAGCUGCACUGGAAUCAUGGCUGGAGCCAACAUGUCAGGAGACCUGGAAACUCCAAGUGUAUCCAUCCCCAAAGGUACCAUCGUGGCCGUCAUCUACACAUUCAUCGUCUACGUUCUCUUCUUUCUCUUGGUCAGCGCCACCUGUGACAGGACUCUGCUGAUUCAAGAUUAUGGCUUCCUCCAAAGAAUAAACAUCUGGCCGCCAUUUGUGACCAUUGGGAUAUACUGCGGCGCCCUGUUUGCUGCAAUGUGCUCCAUGAUCGGAGCAUCCCGCAUUCUGCAUGCUCUCGCUGUGGAUAAGCUCUUUGGUUUGCCAUUAGCCCCCGCCACCAUCACAUCCAACUCAGGAAACCCAUGGAUGGCUGUGGUUUACACGUGGGGGCUUGCACAGUGUGUGGUGUUUGCUGGUCAACUCAAUGCUGUCGCCAGCUUGGUAACUGUUUUCUACUUACUUGCCUACGCUGCUGUUGACUUGGCUUGUUUGGCCCUUGAGUGGGCAUCAGCGCCAAAUUUCAGGCCAACGUUCCAGUUCUUUUCCUGGCAUACGUGUCUGCUGGGCAUCCUGAGCUGUUUAGUCAUGAUGUUCGUCAUAAACCCUGUGUACUCCUCCGGCAGCAUCGUCCUCCUGUUGUUGCUGCUGCUUUUCCUUCACUACCGAUCUCCCACCAGCAGCUGGGGCUACAUCAGCCAGGCUCUCAUCUUCCAUCAGGUGCGCAAGUAUCUGCUGAUGCUGGAUGUGAGGAAGGACCAUGUGAAGUUCUGGAGGCCACAGGUGCUGUUAAUGGUUGCAAACCCACGAUCUUCCUGUCAGCUGAUCCUCUUUGUCAACCAGCUGAAAAAGGGAGGACUGUUUGUGUUGGGCCACGUGCAGCUUGGAGAUCUAGAUUCUCUGCCGUCGGAUCCUGUGCAGCAACAGUACAACUUCUGGUUGAGCUUAGUUGAUAAGCUCGGGGUGAAGGCCUUCGUUGACCUGACGCUCUCUCCAUCUGUCAGACAGGGAACACAGCAUCUUCUGCGCAUCACAGGUCUUGGUGGCAUGAAGCCCAACACUCUGAUCUUGGGUUUCUAUGACAACUGCACCCCUGAGGACUUCUUCCUUCAAGAUACUGCCUUUUGUGGCACGACAUUGGGACAAGGCACUGAGGGCGAGUAUAAUUUUGGGGUUGACCUGCCUUCAUUACAGGCUCAUUUCCCUCCAGUCCGACAUGUUGAGAGCCCACGGUGGCUCUCGCCCGAAGAAUACAUCGGGAUAAUUUCCGACGCCAUCAAAAUGAACAAGAAUGUGUGCCUCGGACGUUAUUUUUUCCAUUUGGAAGGAGAGGGGAAACAGAGCAAAGUGGACGGUUCAGAGCGGACCAUCGAUGUGUGGCCUCUCAACCUGCUGCAGCCUGGGUGCCGAGAUUAUCAGGACGUGUGCAGUCUGUUUUUACUGCAGAUGGCCUGCGUGCUCAACAUGUCCAGCAAGUGGCGCCACGCACGAAUGAGGAUCUUCCUGAACGUUGAGACGGAGUCCAGCGACCAAGGCUGGGUGGUGAACGAAGAGACGUUUCGAGACUUGCUGAAGAAGCUCAGAAUCCGAGCGUCCAUUAAGAUCGUCCCGUGGGACUCGGUGGUGCAACACCACACUCAGCCAAUGGAGGGCGCUGAGGGGCAGAGCCAAGCUCUCUCAGAGCACUUCCUGUCUGCAGUGAACUGUAUGUUAAUGGAGCACAGUUCUCAGGCUGCUGUCCGCUUCCUGUAUUUACCACGUCCUCCGGCUCAUCACAGCCAAUCCCAGAUGUACUUGGCUCAACUGGAAGCAGUGACCAACGCUUUAGGGCCAACGCUCCUCAUCCAUGGCGUCACCCCUGUAACAUACACUGAUCUGUAAGCACGAGAGCUUAUCUGUGUUUGUACAAACUCUUUCCUGACUGCUUAUUUAAGUGUGUAUAGAAGCACUGGUUACAUGUAAAUGAACACAUCAAGUGGAUGCAAUGGUAGCUUAACACAGACUCACCGGCCACUCCAUUAGAUACAUCGAAUGAGCUCUAAGAGUUGUAUCUUUUACAGAGGUGAUAAUGAACAGUUUUGAUUGACACUGUCAGAGAGGUAUUCAUUUAACAAUAUAUUUAUUAUUGUGGUAAACGUAUUUUUAAUUGGACAUGUCUGACAAUGUCAAUGAAAACUCAGCGUUAUUAGUUUUGCUCUAGUAUUAGAUCACAUUAGAUGGUGCACGUGUACCUAAUGAAGUGUCUGGUUGGUGUUUGACACUACAUUCUAAACUCUGUUACUGUCAGCCAAGUGGAGAUACACACUUGAGUAUUGUACAUUCUAGUAGGAAAUUUUCCUAUAUAAUUUCAUGCAUUUUGACUGCUUUAGUGAUUAUGAAAACAAUUGUGACACUUAUGAUUAAUGUCUUAAUAAGCUUUAAAAAAAACAAAAAACAAAACAAAACCACCAUUUGUUUUGACCAUAACAGGCUCUUUUGGAAUGUUCAUAUAAGGAGUCAUAUCAUCAGGGGUGUAAUUCUGAAUUUUGUGGUAUUUGAAAGACAAUUGUAGAAUUUUACAUUGUCUGUUUAAUUUCUUGCUGACUUUUUAAGUCUUUUUUUUUUUUUCAAAAUCUCAAUUAAGGGAACAAUUUCAAGUAUUUACAUAAGAAUUAGGAACAGUUCUGGAAGUGUUUACUUUUGUUUUGUUUGCAUACUUGCGAUGAUCGGCACAAAAGACAAUCUAAUCAAGCAAAGACCAAUGAUGGAUCAAAUUAGGUAAAGAUUGUUACAAAUAAGUGUGAAGUUAUUCUAUUCCAGUUGCAAUGUAGCAAAUGCAGUUCUCGAUCUCUUUCAUUGUUGUGUUUAACACUGCAUGUUACCUCAGCAGGAACAGGAACUUGCCAACCAUGACUCAGCUUUGCACCUCUCACUUACGCUGUUUUUUUGUCAUGAAAAAGCCAUUAAAUGUACGUCUAAUGAAUGUCAUUACAGUAUACACAGGCAUUGCUCUUGUUUGUCACAAAGGCAACUGAGUAAAUGCAGAUAUAUACUCACAGGUCAUUAGGCACACUUGCACUGAUAUCAAUUAAGAUCCAAUACAAGAGCUGUAACAAACACUCUGCCUUUACGAGAAUACGAGAUAACCCCCACACGCCGAUCACACACCCAAAAUAUUAGAAACGCCUCCCAGUGUGAUGCAUCGCAGCGGUACGCCACAGUAAACCACAAUAAUAAACAUAUUGUUGAAUUAUUAGUUCUCUGACUGUCAAUCGAAACGGAUCGUUUUUUUGUUUGUGUGUUUGAUACAGCUCUUUUAUUGGAGUAUAUUACAUAGUGCCGGUGUACUUAAUGUUAUGGCCAGUGAGUGUGUAUAUACAGUGGAGUGGAAAAAGUGUUUGCCACCUUCCUGGUUGCUUUUUUUUUUGCUUUUUUGUCACACUUAAAUGUUUCAACUCAUUUAACAAAUUUAAAUAUUAGUCAAUGACAACACAACUAAACACAAAAUGCAGUUUUUAAAUGAAAUUGUUUAUUAUUAAGGGAGAAAAAAAAUCCAAACCUACAUGGCCCUGUGUGAAAAAGUGAUUGCCCCUCUUGUCAAAACAUAACUGAGAUUAAUAGAGAUUUAUCUGUCUGGAAAAGUUUAUACAGUCAUUUCUAAAGCUUUGGGACUCAGGCGAACCACAGUGAGAGCCAUUUUCUACAAAUGGAAAAAACAUGGAACUGUGGUGAACCUUCCCAGGAGUGGCCGGCCAACCAAAAUUACCCCAAGAGCACAGCGAUGACUCAUCCAAGAGGUCACAAAAGACCCCACAACAACAUCCAAAGAACUGCAGGCCUCACUUAAGGUUAUAGUUCAUGACUCCACCAUAAGAAAGACACCGGGCAAAAACGGCUUGCAUGGCAGAGUUCCAAGACGAAAACCACUGCUGAACAAAAAGAACAAUUCUCAAUUUUACCAGAAAACAUCUUGAUGAUCCCCAAGACCUUUGGGAAAUACGAGACAAACGUUUUUGGAAGGUGUGUGUCCAAUUACAACAGUAAAAUACGGUGGUGGUAGUGUGAUGGUCUGGGGCUGUUUUGCUGCUCCAGGACCUGGAAGACUUGCUGUGAUAAAUGGAACCAUGAAUUCUGCCGUCUACCAAAAAAUCCUGAAGAAGAAUGUCCGGCCAUCUGUUGGUCACCUCAAGCUGAAACCAACUUGGGUUUCCAAACACACCAGCAAGUCCACCUCUGAAUGACUGAAGAAUAACAAAAUGAAGACUUUGGAGUGGCCUAGUCAAAGUCCUGAUCUGAACGCUAUUGAGAUGCUGUGGCAUGACCUUUAAAAAAGUGCUUCAUGAUGGAAAACCCUCCAAUGUGGCUGAAUUACAACAAUUCUGCAAAGAUGAUUGGGCAAAAAUUCCUCCACAGUGCGGUAACAGACUCAUUGCAAGUUGAUUGCAGUUGUUGUUGCUAAGGGUGUCCCAACCAGUUAUUAGUUUAGGGUUUAGGUUUUUCUCCCUUAAUAAUAAAAAGUUUCAUUGAAAAACUGCAUUUUGUGUUCACUUGUGUUGUCAUUGACUAAUAUUAAAAUUUGUUUGAUGAUCUGAAACAUGUAAUUGUGACAAACAUGCACAAAAAUAAGAAAUCAGGAAGGGGGCAAACACUUUUUCACACCACUGUAUGUCUUGUCAUCUUUGUAACCGCGUUAGUGUUUCAAUGUAAUAAACAUUGUGUUGUUAAUCUUGUUGUGUUUGUGAUUACUAGUAGACGCGUUCGGCACAUGCGUAGAACCGAUUGCGUUUCCGGUACGAAUUGCGCAGUGACCGUAAUCUACGUAUACGUAUUUUUAAUAUUUUUCUUUGUACUUCUUAAAAGUAAAAUUCAAAUCUCGUCUCAACUUGUUCUCGUAGGCCCAAUCUCAUGUAUCGUCUCGUCUCGUAAACUGAGUGUCAUGACACCCCUAAAAACAGUACAAUAUCAACAAAGCCUAUUACACAACCAAAUAUGAACUAAAAUGAGCAGAACUAAAAGAAAAAGCAGCAUCCAGUUAACAGUAGUUAGUGUUUGGUAGUCGUUAGUGGAGUUCAGAAACGCCAAGUGCGUCAGCUUUUGUUUUUUUGCUGCUCAAUUUCCUCACAUUUUUGGCUUGCUUGUGUGGGUAACCUGUCCCUCCCCCUUCCGUUUAGUGUCGCCACAUACGGCACCACACAUCAUCACAAAAAACGACAGCUCGUUCACCCUAAAGAACCGGCUCUAGGAGCCGUUUCUUUCGCGAACAACCCAUCACUAUUAGGUUGCGUUAGGUCGCGUCAACCAUCUUCACCUUUUCAUGAAAAAGUAUUAAUAGUAAGUUUAAUUGGACAAACCCCAACAAAUCACAAAUCAUUGAAAUGCCCCACAUGUCAGGUUUUAUUCUUGUACGGUGUUUUGGAUUUUGAACUAAGUGAAAUGCUUGUCCCUUACGGAGGACAACAAUGCAUUGCUGGGUCUCUGGAGGAUAUACCAGUACCAGAUUCCCCAAAGUUAUUCACAUCAAAUGAGAAAUGUGUUUUUUCAGCUUCCCAAGCCUCCGUUUGCUGUAUAUAAACAUGUAGACGAGGCUCUGGUCAUUACUCCUCUAUUCCUUCCAGUGUAUAGUCCUCCUUGUACGCUCCUCUUUGGGCUUUUCUCUGCUGUGCUGUGGUGUGUAACUUUCCCACAAAGACUGAGGACAUACGCAGCCAGUCGGGCAUGAGGAGUCCAAACGCAAAACUCUGCAACAUUAUAGGAAAUAGAUGAGUUGAUGUGUUUGCUAUGAUAAGUGUGUGUUAAAAUAUGAUUGAUGCUGACCUGCAUUGCGUGUAGCAGACAGCCGCUGGUGUAGCUGGAGUAGCCUGCUGUGUUCAGGGCCUCUCGGGCGAAAGCUCUAGCGCUCUUCACCAGACAGCUGCUUUUCAUUUUGUUCAUGUUGGUGGACACCAAGAAGGGCAUCACACACUGUGGAAACGGUGAUGAUUAUUCCUUAUUAAGUAAGUAUAAUGUCAUAGAACAGGGGUGUGCAAACUUUUUCCAGCGAGGGCCACUUUGAUAUUUAGUAAAUCAACACAUAGAGAUAUGCUAAGAAGGUAUACUGUAUGUACCUCAACAAAAAACUGCUUUUCACCUGUGUAAUAUAGGUGAAAUGCUACUAAAAAUGACAUGUUUUCCAUAGUUUAGUCUUGUAAAAUUGCAACUUUUGUUCUUCAUUCGAUUAGGACGUUUUUCUUAAUA
Messenger RNA from Dunckerocampus dactyliophorus (ringed pipefish), 7329 nucleotides. RefSeq names its product solute carrier family 12 member 9 (gene slc12a9). The record is from RefSeq and is a predicted model, not a curated record. Gene Ontology annotation, biological process: chloride ion homeostasis; potassium ion import across plasma membrane; cell volume homeostasis. Gene Ontology annotation, molecular function: potassium:chloride symporter activity. Bases 277 to 2997 code for a protein of 906 amino acids. Gene Ontology annotation, cellular component: membrane. The transcript is spliced from 14 exons. NCBI's taxonomy places the organism in Eukaryota, Metazoa, Chordata, Actinopteri, Syngnathiformes, Syngnathidae.